Molecule: messenger RNA, 654 nt
Organism: Coffea arabica (coffee)
Lineage: Eukaryota; Viridiplantae; Streptophyta; Magnoliopsida; Gentianales; Rubiaceae
Source: RefSeq, a predicted model, not a curated record
UAGUAUUAAUAUGCUCGUUGAUCUCGUACGGUUCCUCUAUAACUACUGGUGAUAGAGCUUCCCAACGUGUGGCCUCUCUGAAAGUGUAUAAGAGUAGGAGAAAGACACGUUAGCAGACAGAUGGGGGAACCUCCUGUUCAUGGUGCUGGGGCAACACAAACUCAUGAUUCACCAAAUAGACAUGGAGAGGGCAACAAUAUUCCUACAAGUCCUACAAGAAGUCAAAUGGCAAGUCCUCCCCCACCCAUAGGGAUGUGGCGAGUUCUCCUUUUGGAGCUGGUAGACAUGGAGAAGAUAGCAGUAUUCUUACAAGCGGUUGUAUGGCGAGUCCUUCGCCCCUUCCAUAGGGAUGGGAUGGCUAAACAUGGAGAGGGCAGCAAUAUUCCUACAAGUCAUCGCAUAGGGAUGUGGCAGGUUCUUCUCGUGGAGCGAGUCCAACCCGAUAGGAUGAGGCGAGUCAUUCUCGUACUAAUGAAGAGAGUCCAAAUACAAGGUAUUUUAGAAACAAGAGCUAUUUUCCCUUUAUAAGGCAACUAAACCCGUUUGUUCUUUUGUUAAUUUGAGAUCCUUUAGUGUUUGUGCACAAAAAAAAGUACUUAGGAUUUUCAGUUUUCUCAAUACAAGAAUAUAUGGAUAUCUUUUUAAAAGCGUACC